Messenger RNA from Pelobates fuscus (common spadefoot toad), 6889 nucleotides. It is a transcript of the gene DOCK9, whose product is annotated as dedicator of cytokinesis 9. The transcript is spliced from 54 exons. Gene Ontology annotation, molecular function: guanyl-nucleotide exchange factor activity. The record is from RefSeq and is a predicted model, not a curated record. Gene Ontology annotation, biological process: small GTPase-mediated signal transduction; positive regulation of GTPase activity. The coding region runs from base 302 to 6607 and encodes 2101 amino acids. NCBI's taxonomy places the organism in Eukaryota, Metazoa, Chordata, Amphibia, Anura, Pelobatidae.
GACACAUUGCACCAUGCACUGCACAGCACUUGUGGUUUGUUUUCGUUGUGACAUGAAGACAGAUCCUCCUUUUCCAGACAGGACAUUAUUCCAACCCCCUUCAGAGGCCGGCUCAGAACUGCACUGUGUUUCCCAAUAGAAAAAGACUAGGACUGUUCACUUUUUUCCCCUUCUUUCUCCUAGUUUUGAGUCUAAGGAGACUGGGAGAGGCACUUCCCUUUCUCAUUUUUUGACAUGUAAGCCCAUCUUAACAGACUGUGAAGUGCUUGUGGAUAGCGGCUAUAACAGAGGUUCACUGAAAAUGCAAAGCAGGACUAACACAGGGAAAAGUGUUAAGAGGGAGAUUGUGAUAGAGUCUCCUCAGCAGUACAAGGAUGCCAAUGAGCCAGAGGUAGAAGCAGAGACUCCAGUGCCAGAACUGGCAAAGCCGAAGCUAAUUGAACCCAUAGACUACGAGAAUGUGAUUGUGCAGAAGAAAACGCAGAUCCUGAAUGAUGCUUUGCGGGAGAUGCUUUUGUUCCCAUAUGAUGACUUCCAGAUAGCAACACUAAGGCGGCAGGGCAGAUACAUAUGCUCAACAGUACCUGAAAAUGCAGAGAAGGAGGCUCAAAGCUUGUUUGUCACAGAGUGCAUCAAAACUUACAAUUCUGACUGGCAUGUCGUCACCUAUAAAUAUGAAGAUUAUUCGGGAGAUUUCCGACAGCUCCCAAGCAAAGGAAACAAACCUGAAAAGCUCCCUGUGCAUGUAUAUGAAGUGGAUGAAGACGCAGACAAAGAUGAGGAUGCUGCUUCACUUGGAUCUCAGAAAGGAGGCAUCACAAAACAUGGCUGGUUGUACAAAGGCAACAUGAACAGUGCAAUAAGUGUGACCAUGAGGUCAUUUAAAAGAAGAUUUUUCCACCUAAUUCAGCUAGGAGAUGGCUCAUAUAACCUCAACUUCUACAAAGAUGAGAAGAUCUCUAAAGAACCUAAAGGAUCAAUAUUCCUUGAUUCUUGCAUGGGUGUAGUACAGAACAACCGGGUCAGGCGCUUUGCAUUCGAGCUUAAGAUGCAAGACAAAAGCAGUUAUCUUUUGGCUGCAGACAGUGAGACCGAAAUGGAAGACUGGAUAAGUACAUUAAACAAAAUUCUGCAACUGAACUUUGAAGCUGCUAUGCAAGAAAAGCGAAACGGCGAGUCUCAUGAAGAUGAUGAACAUGGCAAGUUUGAAAAUUCAUCUUCAGGUCUUGAUAGUUACCUCCCUGAUAAGAGUGCAAGAGAUGCUGAAGCCAAACUGAAAAAUGAAAGCAGAGUGAAGCUUUUUGCCUUGGAUUCAGACACACAGAAACUUGAUUUUUCUGGAAUUGAGCCUGAAAUAAAACCUUUUGAGGAAAAAUUUGGUAAAAGGAUUUUAGUUAAGUGCAAUGAUCUAGCUUUCAAUCUCCAAAGCUGUGUGGCUGAAAAUGAAGAGGGGCCAACCACAAAUGUUGAACCAUUCUUUGUCACAUUGUCUCUGUUCGACAUUAAAACCAACAAGAAAAUUUCAGCUGACUUCCAUGUAGACUUGAACCAUGCCUCUGUGAGGCAAAUGAUCCCUGCCCCUACCUACCAACACUUAAAUGGUGGUGGAGACAUUGGUAGAAGGAUCAUGGGGUCUAUUCAGGAAUCCAUGCUGCAGUAUCCCAAACAGGGAAUAUUCUCAGUGACAUGUCCCCAUCCAGAUAUUUUUCUUGUAGCCAGGAUAGAAAAGGUUCUUCAGGGGAGCAUUACACAUUGUGCCGAGCCUUACAUGAAGAGUUCAGAUUCCGCAAAGGCCGCACAGAAAGUUCUGAAAAACGCCAAGCAAGCUUGUGGGAGGCUUGGGCAAUACAGGAUGCCAUUUGCCUGGGCAGCAAGAACGCUUUUUAAAGAUUCUUCUGGGACGCUGGAUAAAGCAGCAAGAUUCUCUGCCAUUUAUAGGCAAGAUAGCAACAAGCUUUCAAAUGAAGAUAUGCUUAAGCUGCUUGCAGAUUUUAAAAAACCUGAGAAGUUGAGCAAACUCCCAGUUAUUUUAGGAAAUCUAGACAUACACAUCGACAAUAUUUCUCCUGAUUUCCCAAAUUAUGUAAAUUCCUCAUACAUUCCCAUGAAACAGUUUGAAAACAACAGUGAGACUGUAGUUACAUUUGAAGUGGAGGAAUUUGUGCCGUGCAUACCUAAACACACGCAACCUUUCACCAUCUACAACAAUCACCUUUACGUUUAUCCUAAAUACUUGAAAUAUGAUGGUCAAAAAGCAUUUGCCAAGGCAAGAAAUAUUGCAAUAUCCAUUGAAUUUAGGGACUCUGAUGAGGAGGAAUCUCAGCCAUUAAGGUGUAUUUAUGGAAGGCCUGGGGGUCCUGUGUUUGUGAAAAAUGCUCUAGCCUGUGUUUUGCACCAUCACCAGAAUCCGGAGUUCUAUGAUGAGAUCAAAAUAGAACUGCCCACACAACUUCAUGGAAAACACCAUUUAUUGUUCACAUUCUACCAUGUCAGCUGUGAUACAUCGAGCAAAGGGGGAACAAAGAAGAAAGAUGUCAUUGAAAGCCAAGUUGGAUACGCCUGGCUUCCUUUGCUGAAGGAUGGUCGGGUGGUGACAAAUGAACAGAACAUUCCUGUAUCUGCUAACCUUCCAGCAGGAUAUUUGAACUACCAGGAGCUUGGAAUGGGCAAGCAUUCCGGUCCUGAAAUUAAGUGGGUUGAUGGCGCCAAGCCCUUACUUAAGAUCACUACUCAUCUGGUCUCCACUGUUUAUGCCCAGGAUCAACACUUGCACAAUUUUUUUCAGUAUUGUCAGAAAAAUGAAUCUGGAGCCCAGGCUUUGGGAAAUGAAAUUGUUAAGUAUUUAAAGUCUCUUCAUGCAAUGGAAGGACAUGUGAUGAUAGCUUUUCUGCCUACUAUCCUAAACCAGAUGUGCAGAGUUCUCACUAGGGCCACUCAGGAAGAAGUCGCAGUCAAUGUUACAAGGGUCAUUAUCCAUGUUGUGUCUCAGUGCCAUGAAGAAGGUUUGGAGAGCUAUCUAAGGUCUUAUGUUAAGUAUGUCUACAAGGCUGAGCCAUACAUCACUUCAGAGUACAAGACCGUGCACGAGGAGCUGGCCAAAUCCAUGACCACAAUCCUUAAACCGUCUGCUGACUUUUUAACGAGCAACAAGCUUCUCAAGUAUUCCUGGUUUUUCUUUGAAGUAUUGAUAAAGUCAAUGGCCCAGCACCUCAUUGAGAAUUCGAAAGUUAAAUUGCUGCGGAACCAAAGAUUUCCAGCGUCUUACCACCAUACAGUAGAAACCUUGGUUAAUAUGCUUAUGCCACACAUCACUCAGAAAUACAAGGAGAAUCCUGAUGCUUCCAGGAAUGCUAAUCACAGCCUUGCAUUCUUUAUAAAGAGGUGCUUCACGUUCAUGGACCGAGGCUUUGUCUUUAAGCAAAUCAAUAACUACAUGAGUUUCUUUUCACCUGGAGAUUCCAAGACCCUGUUUGAGUACAAGUUUGAGUUUCUCCGUGUUGUCUGUAAUCACGAGCACUACAUCCCCCUGAAUUUACCAAUGCCUUUUGGUAAAGGCAGAAUCCAAAGAUACCAGGACCUCCAGCUGGACUACACACUGACUGAUGAGUUCUGCAAGAACCAUUUCUUAGUGGGACUCCUCCUUAGGGAAGUAGGGAAUGCAUUACAGGAGUUCAGAGAUAUCCGACAGAUUGCAAUUAGUGUGCUGAAGUGUUUAAUGAUUAAACAUUCCUUUGACGAUCGCUAUCCUUCAAGGAGUCAGCAGGCCAGGAUAGCCACACUAUACCUUCCAUUGUUUGGCCUUUUGAUUGAAAAUGUGCAGCGUAUUAAUGUGAAAGAUACAUCACCAUUCCCUGUUGCGCAAAAUAGUGUAAAAGAUGAAACUCCUGUCAGUUUAUCAUCUGGAAACCCCUUGGUUACACCCCAGAAGCCAGGCAACUCUUUGGAUAAUAGCCUACAUAAAGAUCUUUUUGGUGCUAUCUCUGGCACAGCAUCCCCACACACCUCAUCUACUCCCAACAUCAACAGUGUGAGGAAUGCAGACUCCAGAGGAUCUCUCAUUAGUACAGAUUCCGGAAACAGUCUUCCAGAAAGGAACAAUGACAAAAGCAGUUCUCUGGAUAAGAAUCAGCAUGGUGGCUCUUUAGGAAACUCAUUACUUCGCUGCGACAAACUCGAGCAAGGAGAAAUUAAAAGCCUCCUAAUGUGCUUCCUUCAUAUUUUAAAAAGCAUGUCUGAUGAUGCACUGUUUACUUACUGGAAUAAAGCCUCAACUACGGAACUGAUGGAUUUUUUCACCAUCUCAGAAGUGUGCCUUCAUCAAUUCCAGUACAUGGGCAAACGUUACAUAGCCAGGAACCAGGAGGGGUUGGGACCCAUAGUUCAUGAUCGAAAGUCACAGACAUUACCUGUUUCCCGUAACAGAACAGGGAUGAUGCAUGCCAGAUUACAGCAGCUGAGCAGCCUGGAUAACUCUCUCACUUUUAACCACAGCUAUGGGCAUUCAGAUGCGGAUAUCCUUCACCAGUCCUUACUUGAAGCAAGCAUAGCUACUGAAGUCUGCCUUACAAUCCUGGAUACAUUGUCACUCUUCACGAUGGCUUUUAAGAACCAGCUGAUCGCUGAUCAUGGACACAACCCAUUGAUGAAAAAGGUGUUUGAUGUUUACUUGUGUUUUCUUCAGAAAAAUCAGUCGGAAACCGCUUUAAAAAAUGUCUUCACGGCUUUAAGAUCCCUAAUCUACAAGUUUCCCUCAACGUUUUAUGAAGGAAGGGCGGACAUGUGUGCUGCCUUGUGUUACGAAAUCCUCAAGUGCUGUAACUCAAAGCUAAGCUCCAUUAGAACAGAUUCCUCACAGCUCCUCUACUUCUUAAUGAGAAAUAACUUUGAUUACACCGGAAAGAAAUCUUUUGUCAGAACGCAUCUUCAGGUCAUAAUAUCUGUAAGCCAGCUAAUAGCAGAUGUUGUCGGAAUAGGGGGCACACGAUUUCAGCAGUCACUUUCCAUCAUUAAUAAUUGUGCCAACAGUGACCGUCUCAUUAAGCACACCACCUUCUCCUCUGACGUGAAAGACCUGACUAAAAGGAUCCGAACUGUUUUAAUGGCCACAGCUCAGAUGAAGGAGCAUGAGAAUGAUCCAGAGAUGCUGGUAGACUUGCAGUAUAGCUUGGCCAAAUCAUAUGCCAGUACACCAGAGCUUAGAAAGACAUGGCUGGACAGUAUGGCGAGGAUUCAUGUCAAACAUGGAGACCUUUCAGAGGCCGCAAUGUGCUACGUACAUGUGGCAGCACUAGUAGCAGAAUAUCUCACCAGGAAAGGCAUGUUCAGGCAGGGCUGUUCUACCUUCAGAGUGAUCACUCCAAAUAUUGAUGAAGAGGCAUCUAUGAUGGAGGAUGUUGGUAUGCAGGAUGUUCAUUUUAAUGAGGAUGUGCUAAUGGAGCUCCUGGAGCAAUGUGCAGAUGGACUGUGGAAAGCAGAGCGUUAUGAGCUUAUUGCAGACAUCUAUAAACUCAUUAUUCCUAUUUAUGAAAAGCGCCGGGAUUUCGAGAGACUUGCGCAUUUGUAUGACACCCUACAUCGAGCUUACAGUAAAGUUACUGAGGUCAUGCACACUGGCAAGAGGCUUCUAGGAACUUACUUUCGAGUGGCCUUCUUUGGACAACAAUACCAGUUUACAGACAGUGAAACAGAUGUGGAGGGAUUCUUUGAGGAAGAAGAUGGGAAGGAAUAUAUUUAUAAGGAGCCUAAGCUAACCCCGCUUUCAGAAAUUUCUCAACGACUGCUGAAACUGUAUUCGGACAAAUUUGGUUCAGAGAAUGUAAAAAUGAUCCAGGAUUCUGGCAAGGUGAAUCCCAAAGAUUUGGACUCAAAAUAUGCCUACAUUCAAGUGACACACGUCACACCCUACUUUGAAGAUAAGGAAUUACAAGAAAGGAAAACAGAAUUUGAGAAAAGUCACAUUAUUAGACGUUUUGUGUUUGAGAUGCCUUUCACAAUGGCUGGAAAAAGACAAGGAGGGGUGGAAGAGCAGUGGAAACGCCGUACAAUACUGACCGCCAUUCACUGUUUCCCCUAUGUAAAAAAGAGAAUUCCUGUAAUGUAUCAACAUCAUACAGACCUGAAUCCAAUAGAGGUGGCCAUAGAUGAGAUGAGUAAAAAGGUGGCAGAAUUGCGGCAACUUUGUUCCUCUACUGAAGUGGAUAUGAUCAAAUUACAGCUAAAGCUACAGGGCAGUGUCAGUGUACAGGUCAAUGCAGGCCCUCUAGCAUAUGCAAGAGCUUUCUUGGAUGACACAAACACAAAGAAAUAUGCAGACAACAAAAUUAAACAACUAAAGGAAGUGUUCAGGCAAUUUGUUGAAGCUUGCGGUCAAGCUUUGUGUGUUAACGAAAAACUAAUAAAAGAAAAUCAGUUUGAAUAUCAAGAAGAAAUGAAAGCAAACUACAGAGAGAUGGUCAGAGAGCUUUCUGAAAUAAUGCAUGAGCAAAUUUGGUGUGGGGAAGAGAAAAUCAGUGUUAUGCCGAAUUCACUUCACAUUUUUAAUGCCAUAAGUGGAACUCCUACAAGCACAACCGUACAGGGAAUGACCAGCUCGUCCUCCGUUGCAUGAUCUCUUCAUUGUUCCUUUCAUUUCGCAGUAUGCCUUGUGUAUGACUAUCUCAGGAUGCUUUCCAGGGCUCACAUUCUAGUAUAAACCUCCGGCAGGCAGUUCAUGUUUCAGUCACUACAUAUACUAGUAAGACUUUUAACAAACAACAUUAUUGGUUGUGAUCGUAGGAACCACAAAGACGCGCAUCCUUUUACGUUUGGCAGUACUGACUUUUUUAAUUUCAGUAUCCUAAAGAAGAGAAAUAUGUAUUGAGUAUUUUUAUGCUAGUUAUAGAACUAUAUA